Messenger RNA from Echinops telfairi (small Madagascar hedgehog), 1089 nucleotides. RefSeq names its product C-C chemokine receptor type 5. Gene Ontology annotation, biological process: chemotaxis; inflammatory response; immune response. Gene Ontology annotation, molecular function: chemokine (C-C motif) ligand 5 binding; C-C chemokine receptor activity. The transcript has a single exon. Bases 1 to 1071 code for a protein of 356 amino acids. NCBI's taxonomy places the organism in Eukaryota, Metazoa, Chordata, Mammalia, Afrosoricida, Tenrecidae. Gene Ontology annotation, cellular component: membrane; cytoplasm. The record is from RefSeq and is a predicted model, not a curated record.
AUGGACAAUGGAACAGCGAUCCCCGAGUACGAAGAGGGCGACUAUGGGGAUUACAGUAUGUCGGAGCCCUGUCAUAACAUCGAAGUGAGACAAAUGGCGGCCCAGCUCCUGCCCCCGCUCUACUCGCUGGUGUUCAUCUCUGGGUUCGUGGGCAACAUGCUGGUGGUCCUGACCCUGAUCAACUGCAAAAAGCUCAAGAGCAUGACUGACAUCUUCCUGCUCAACCUGGCUGUCUCCGACCUGCUCUUCCUGCUCACCCUGCCCUUCUGGGCCCACUACACCGCAAGUGAGUGGAACUUGGGAAAUAACAUCUGUAAGUUCUUGACAGCCCUCUACUUUAUGGGCUUCUUCUCCGGGGUCUUCUUCAUCGUCCUCCUGACAAUGGACAGGUACCUGGCCAUCGUCCAUGCCGUGUUUGCUUUAAAAGCCAGGAAGGUCACCUUUGGGGUGGCGACCAGCGGGGUCACCUGGGUGGUGGCUGUGAUGGCCUCUCUCCCUGGAAUCAUCUUCACCCGAUCCCAGAAGGAAGGGCCUCGCUAUACGUGCAGCUUGUAUUUCCCACCGGACCAGUAUCACCUCUGGAAGUAUUUCCAGACGGUAAAGAUCACCAUCCUGACCCUGGUCCUGCCCCUGCUCAUCAUGAUUGUCUGCUACUCGGGGAUCCUGAAAACCCUGCUUCGGUGUCGCAAUGAGAAGAGGAAGCACAAGGCCGUGAGGCUCAUCUUCGCCAUCAUGAUCAUCUACUUCCUUUUCUGGGCCCCCUACAUCAUCGUCCUGAACUUGACCACCUUCCAGAGCUUCUUCGGCUUGGAAAACUGCAUUAGCGCCAGCCGGCUGGACCGAGCCAUGCAGGUGACGGAGACCCUCGGCAUGACCCACUGCUGCAUCAACCCCAUCGUCUACGCCUUCAUCGGGGAGAAGUUCAGAGGGUACAUCUGCACGUUCUUUCGAAAGCACAUCGCCAAACGCCUCUGCCAGCGCAGCCGGGUCUUCCAGCGGGAUGUGUCCGAGCGCACGACCUCUGUGUAUACCCGAUCCACAGGCGAGCAGGAGAUCUCAACGGGACUGUGAGCUGGGCACAGCGAUGCC